Caenorhabditis auriculariae is the source of this 8940-nucleotide messenger RNA. Lineage: Eukaryota; Metazoa; Nematoda; Chromadorea; Rhabditida; Rhabditidae. The record is from the annotation of a GenBank genome assembly.
AUGCGCUCCUAUGGACGAAUACUGAUUUUGGCGACAAUUAUCAUGAUUUCCGUCAUUUUUAUGAGUUUUUUCGACGGAAAACAUCGAAUCAGAACUGUCAGAUCUUAUUUUCCUAUGGAGAAAAAGAAGAAAAUUGGUGAAAAGUGAGUUUUGAGAUAAUAGACGCCCUUGGAAAAAAAAAAUGUAGAGAAACCUUUAUAAAAUGGCAUGAAAUCGAAGUAUGAACUAAUUUUUGAGAAAUGGCCCAGAAGUGAUCACAAAUGGGAAAAAUAUUCGAAAAAUCUUAACUUGGUUUUUAAAGGAUCAUGAACGAGCUUCUUCAUGGGCAAAGUCAGUAGGGUGAAAAAAGGCUAGGAAUGUUCCUUGUAGGGUGAUGAAGGCUCUUUUGCUGCCUUUUUUGCGCCUGUUUCUCGGUCUUUAUGCCCCAUUUUUGCUGCCUCUCUCUUUCUCCACCAUUUCUCGAGCUUUUAAAAUCACAGAAAAAUGGAAGGCUCAAUUAAGGGGGCUCACUUUGCUGCCUUUUUGCGGUAUUUUUUUGAGCCUCUCCCUUUUAGCGGCCAUUAUCCACCAUUUCGACUUUGUUCGAGCUUGAAGGUCUCAAUGCGAAAGGCCGUUUCAGACUUUUCGAUUUUUUAGAUUCCAAAAUCUUUUAAAAACUAGAUAUAGUCGUUCUUUCCGGUAAUUUUGAAGCGUUGUGUGCGAUGCGGCUUUUGGCCGGGAAACUCUAGUUCGAAUUUAUCUAUAUGAAAAAAAUUAGAAAAAAAGGGUUUUUUUCAUUAUAUUUAUACUCAAUCCGUUCAAAUAAAUCUUAUCAAACUUAUAAAAAAUAUACGAUUCAUUGAAAAAACUGUCGAAAAAGUAGAAAAAAAGGCGGCUUAUUUUUGACCUUGAGCUUCCCGCCAAAGGCCUCGUCGCACACGCGACGCUUCACUUCUGAUAAUCUAUCCAUAUCGUUUUUUAAAUUCGGGAAGGAUUGACUAUAAAAACAAAUUCAGGGUUGAUUUUGCAUAAUCUCUGAUAAUGAUUGAAAAAAACCAGAAAAAAAGUAGGUUUUUCGUCUGCAGUUAGAAACAGGUAGUUGGUUUAUCAAACUCUUAUUAUGCUUUUUUUUAUUUUUAUUUUUUUAUUUUUUUAUUACAAUUUAUAUAAAACUAAUUUAUACUUUUUUUACUCUCAAUUUUCAACCUUCCCCAGAGUUCCGAUAGCCCCCGGGGCUGUCAUUAAGCCAAGCGGCAAGUGGAUCGUCGUCACCAGCGUCAAUCCUCCGACCAAUGACGUCAUCGUGAGUUGAUGACGUCAUGCGUCGCGUACGCGCCGCGGCUCCAAUCCUUUUUCAUUCAGAGACUCGCCUCUUUCCGAGAAUGGAACUUGGUAGUCGUCGGGGACACGAAAACCCCAAAAAAUUGGCAUCUAGACGGAGUUCACUUUUUAGAUGUCGAUUUCCAGAAAUCGCUUGGUUUUGGGGUUGGUUUUUGAAAGGAUUUUUGAAUAUCAUUUUUUUUUUCUCGAGCAAGCCAUUUUUUCAGAUCCUCGAUGUAAUUCCAUACAAAAGUUAUACUAGGAAGAAUAUUGGAUAUUUAUACGCGAUAGCCCACGGCGCCGAGUGGAUUUACGACACGGAUGAUGAUAAUAAGCCUUAUGGUAUUUUUAACUUUGAUUUUUUUUUUUCGGCUUUUUCAAGGGCAAAGUUUAAAAGGCCUUUUAAGGAUCUUAAAACGAAAAAAGGUCUCUUUUAAGUCCCAAAAAAGGUUCAAAAAAGUUCCUCCUGGACUUUCCAAAAACAAAAUAUUUCAUCGGCUUAUUUCUCCUUUUCCGGAACCUAUUAUGACUUUUUUUUCCUUAUAUCAUUUUUUUAUUUUCUCAAAAGGAACUUUCCGAUAAUAAAAUAUAAAAAAAGGCGCAAAGCCAUUUUGAAAGUUCUCUUUUAAAUACUAUUAGAAUUGGCCCGUGUUAUAGCGUUUUUUUUCGAUGUCCUUGAGCGGAAGUCAUUUCUAGUCGGUCGCGUUUUGAAGUUACAAAAAAAAACUCUCCUAGUAGUGAAGAUAUUUGGCGGAUUUGAAAGGCUAUUCUUGAAAAAUAUUAAUUGGAUGUAUUGGAAAUUUGAUCAAAAAUCUUUUAUGGCAGAUUUUUCAGGAAAAGGCUUGGAUCAGUUUGACUACACUCCUACGGUAUCUGGACUACGGUAUCAAGUUGAUAAUCGUUCCGUUGAUUCCAGGUUUUUUUCUUUUCUAACUUCAUUGAAUCAAUAUUUGAAAAAAAUUGACGUCCGAGAAAAAAAACUCAAAAUUUUAGAGACAUUUUGUUCAAUCCAUACCGGUUUUUCGGAGUACAUAGCAUGUGGCCAAGAGGUUUCCCGCUCGAAUAUUUGAAUGUAAGCUAAGUCUUAAAAAUAACCAAAAAAUGGGAAGAUUUUCCCGAUUCAAAUUGGAAAAAGGAUCAAAAUUAAGGAAAAUGUGAACUUAUUUGAAAUUUAUGAGUUGCGAUUUUUUCGAUUUUUGCUAGUCCAUUAUUCUGAAUGUUCGAAUUUUUAACCGAUAAACGAUCGACCAUUUUUUCUUGAGCAAUCAAAAAAACAUUUGUCAGUUUUAUUUUUUUGGAACUAGGCGUUUAUUUAAAAUUUUCGAUAAUUUGAUUUUUAAAUUUCCGUCCCAAAAAAAGUUCAAUAAAAGCCUUAAUUCGUUCGAGCAUUGGGUUCUGUGAACUCUACUGAAUAGUUCAACUCCAGGACCACACGAAUGGAAAAGACCGGAUUAGAUUGUGCAGAAGAAUGGGCCUUCCUGCCGUCCAACAGGGCCUCGUCCACAAAGAUCCCGACGUCGACGCCAUCUACCGUCUUCUCCACGCCGAUGACGUCACCGGGCUCGACGAACGCUUCAAUAAAUUCGCCCCGACUGUCGUUCUGGCGCCAGGUACUUUUUUGAAUGAAGGAACUCUUCAUAUGUUUUGAGAAGGUCGAAAUAGCAUCCACAGAUGUCUUUGUUGAAUUCUUCCGGGUUCAAAAAGUUUUUUUAACACUUUUUUUCAUUUUUUUCCUUUAAAGCAACCAAAAAAAGUUUUUUUGGGGAUAUUCGGAAAAGUUCUGUUGAAAUCCUCUGUGUUGCUGUGAUUUUCCAAGGAAUCUGUUUGUUAGUCGUAGUUUUUCAAACUCCAGUGUUAAUUAUGAUUUUCAGAAAAAGGGCCGUAAGGAGCAUUUCUUAAUCUUAAUCAUCCUAUUUUUUUCUCUAUAAAAGGAAAAAAAUUGAUCAUAAAAUUAAUCAUAGCAAUAACUAUCUCAGGAACCUACGCCCCAUGGAACUCUCAGAACACCUUGUUCCACCGAAAAGCUUUCCUCACCUUGUUCUUGCCGGUCACAGUGGCUUUCAGGUGACUUUAUCAAACACUCGACGUUUUUGAAACUUUAAGUAAAAGUUUCAGCCUGUGAAGAAAGUUCAAAGUUUUAUGAAUUCUAGAUUUCUAGAAUUGUUUUCAUUUUUGAAAAAAAGUAUAGUCUGUGUGCCAAGACUUGAAACUUCACGGAACGACAUUCCGCUGUUCCGCUGCGUGCGUUCGCGAAGCGUCUUUCGAAUCUAGGUUAUUUUUAUUGCUGGGGGAGUACAUGAAAGUAGAGUACCUUAAAAAAAAAAAGUGAAAAGCGCGACCAAGGUUCGCGCUUUUAACUUUUUUUUGGGCGCGCAGUAGCACAGCGGAAUGUCGUUUGGUGAAAUCCCAAGUCGUGGUACACAGACUAUAAAACGCCUCAGGCUAGCUCACAAGGAAGAUUUUUGAUAAAGAUACCAUUAAAUAAUUCCUAACAAAAUUCUCGUCACCCCUUUAUGCUUUUCUUUCCACGAUGAAGAGAAAAGCUCAUUUUUCUCGAAUUUCUAGUAAUCUGCUGGUUGCUGUGCCGUCAUUUCGAUCAUUUUUAUUUGAUUAGAAAAAAAGCAAGGCGUUAGAUUAUUUUGGAUUCAAAAAAUCAACUUGACUCAUUUCCUGGGAGAAUUUGAUAAAGGAUUUUUAGAGCAACCGACAUCUGGAGGUCCUACUUUUCCCAAGCCUUGCUCCAUCUAACAGGAGAUUCCGUAUCCUUCGUCCCAGUUAACGCGAUUCAGAUCAGAAACGCCCAUAAUUAUCUCGACGAUUUCAAUGAUGAAAAGUGGGAUGAUUUUUCUCCAGUCUCUCCAAACGCGUUGCGUGCCGCGUCGCGGCCAUUUCCAGGCAGGUUUAUAGUCAAUCUGGAGAAAUCGUCCGUUUCCUUCGCGAUUGGAAUUGUUCAAAACCUACGAUUGAGGGUUGUUUGGUGGAGUUGGCAGAGGAGUUUCUGUGAGUUUAUGACGUCAUUAAAAAUAUGAUGACGUCAUUUAGAAGACAUAAGUUUUGGGGCGAAGAAGAUGCGACAUUGGCGCGACUUUGGGCCGUGGAUUUGAAAAAUUUAAAGUGAGUUGGCCAGGAAGUAUUAAAAUAAGUUUGAAGAGAAGAACAUGAGUUUUCAAAAAGAGGAUGUUUUAUGAUGCUAUUCUGGCAGCCGUUAUCUAAAAGUUAUAGUCUGAAAUAUUUCCAAGCCGAUUCAAAAUUACAUUAUUUUUCUGAUUUUCUCGGCAAGGUUCAAAAAGAGUAUGCGAAGCGGUCGCGAGGCGGUUUGGCGUGAUUUCAAAUUUUUGAGAUCAUUAUCACGUUUCCUGCUGAUAAAAUUGAAUAACCUUUAUCAAGAACUUAUAAAAAAAUUUUUGGCGUUUUUAUAAAUACGCAUAAAUGAAUUUUUUCCAAGAAAUAAUUUUAAAAACGCGAUGCUUUUGUGAAAGCGCCAAAAAGGCUUUUGCAUGCUUUUUUUAUAGCCUGUUCUUGACGUCAUUCAAAAACGCUCUAGAGUUGGCUCGCUCUCUGAUUGGUUUAUCCCCCAGUAGGGGCGGAGCUUGAAUGACUUGACCUUAAAAUCUGAACAGACUAUACUAAUGCCGCAUCCUGUCGUUUCAAUUUAAAAAAAAUUAGUAAUAUUUCGAUUUCUGUGCUACUUUGAACUCCUCUUUGAGGAUUUCGUGUAAUCGCGUUGUUUCGAAUCCAAUAAGCUUAAAAAUAAGUUUAUGGAGCAGGCGAAAUUUUAUCAUAUUUUAUUUAUGAUUUUCCAGUUACACCUAUCCAGUGAUUCAAUCCAGCAACUCGAGCGAUUAUGGACUCCGAAAAACGGAAGAAAACAGUGAAGAAGUCAAUUGCCGACCGAUGAACUUGGAUUUGAAAGUUGACACGCCAGUGAAUAAUAAAAUACCGGUAAGAUUCUGAAAAAAAGCUUUAGAGACAAAGAAAUAAUUGAACUUGGACCUGAAAGCUAUCAAAAGAUAGUAUUUGGAAGAAGAAGUGAUUGGGAAUGUUCUACUUCUAGCUUCCGAGUUUUGAGAGUCCCUAACUUCGUUCCACAGAUUUUUUGCGCAACUUUUGAGGCUAGAUUUGGAAGCAGCGUAAAAACUACGUGUAGUAAACUUGGUAGCUUUCAAAGUUCAUACUGUGUUUGAGACAUUUUCCUGGUAGAAGUGGAUAUUUCGUGUAGAUAAACUUCGAAAACGGAAAAAUGCCUAAUUUCCAGUGAAAAUAAACUACUUCGGUAUGAAAAAAACAGUUAAAAAUAUGCAAAAGAAAGAUAGCCCAUAGAAAAAGCAAUUUGUCAUUGGCUUUCGUUUAAAAUAAUGUUUUUUUUUAUUUGGACCACUGAGAGAGAAUUUCGUUUUUUGGUUACUUUUUCUACCGUAACCAUAAAAGGGGCGGAGCUAGUCAAGACCAUAUGAUCAUUAUGUUGAUUUGUUUCCAGGCUAAAGAACGAGCCAUCACGAAGCUUGAAAAUAUGGCUCAACUCGAUUCCUGGUGUGAUCUUGACUAUGGAAGUGAGAAAUUCUUUCAAACAUUUUUGAAUAUUUGCGUUUUUUUUUUAGAUGAAUCCCUGACGGUGACGCCUUUAAGACUAGCUGAACUGCAUUCAAAGUCGGAAGUUCUGAGGAGGAACUUGGAAAAUGUUGGAAUUUUACAAAAAUUACAAUGAUUUCAAUGAUUUUUUGAGAAGAAAAUCGUGGUAGUUGAAAUUUUUUGCAAUCAUUUUCCAAAAAAAAAGAAGAGAUUUCUAACCCUAGGAACGCCAGAGUAGUCCCUAUAGGGGUUAGGAGGAAAAUAGUCCCUGUAGGGGACGAAAAAGUGGUCCCUUAAGGGGUAAAAUUUAGGUGGUCCCUUUAGGGGUUUAUGGUGUGAGCCCCUGAAACUUUAGUGGUUCCUAGAGACUUUAAAGUUUUUUUAUUAUUAUUUUAAAGGAAAUUCGUGCCCUUUGUAUAAUCCACUAACUGAAACCUCAAUGGAGGCUACUUUUGCAAGCUUAGUGGUCCCUAUAGGGGAAGUUAAAGUGAGUUCCAGAGGGACCCUUGAACGGUCUAUAAGACAGCCCCUAUAGGGACCAAUUUGAGAUCCCUAAGAUUGAGUUACGAUUUUCAGAAAAAAAACGGUAAAUUUCACGAAGAAACUGUGCUUAAUCUCAUUUUUCGAUUUUUCUGAAGAAUCUCUCUUGUUUCUCAUAGUUUUUAUGAUACACCAAUAAUAAAAAAAUGGCGAUUUUUUUCUUUAAAUUCAAUCAAUCAGGCAUGAGUUUUUUUCAUAAAUCAGUUUAGGUACUGAUUAUUACGAGCGAAAAGCCAUCAACUGCGAAAUUGGGACUUUUACAAAGGCUUUAUGAACCUUACUUUGCUGUUACCAUCUUUUGCGGGGAUUGGAACGAUAAAAAGAAUCGGGUGAUUUUCCAUUUUUUUAUGUGCUUUUCAGAGUUUUUAAUUGUUAGAAGGAAAUAAAAAAAGAGAAAAAAAGUCAAUUUUUUAAAGUUUUUUUCAAGUUCUUGAACAGAAAUGCCAGAAUGUUGAGGAGUUUCAAAGGUUUUUAAAAAUCCUUUUUUGAAUCACAGAAUUUUUUUUGAUGCUCAAAGUUUUGAGUCCAGAAAAUUUCUGCAGUUUUCAAGCUCAUGCUUAUGCCCUUUUAAAAAAAAAUAAUUAUUUUCUAGUUUAUUUUUCUACGCUCUUAAUUCCAAUCAGAAAAUGUACUUCAUUUUCUUUUCAAUUAUAUGAAUUUCAAUUUUUCAGGCAUUUUACCUACCGCAAAAUCGCCUUUAAAUUACGUUUAUCUGUCCGAAUCGGAAAAUAAGGACGGAUUUCUGAGUUAUUAUUGUUUGAAUGAAGUCAAAGAGAUGAAUCUUCAAAACGUUCAAGGUACUUUUUUCCUCUCGAAAAAUGUUGCUUAUCCAAUUUUUAGGCUAUUUUUUGAUACGUGACGACGUGAUUUUCAAUUUUUGGCAUGCGAUCGAUUUUUCAAAAGCUUUGUAUAUUAAGGAGAACUUUACAAAGAAUGAUUAUGGGGAAAAAUUUGGCGAGAAGAUGGGUCUGUUUUUUUAUUUUCUUUUUUUUUAAAUGUUUUUUUUUUUGUUUUCUUUUUUGUUUCAUUUUCUGGUUUUCUUUUUAUUAGAAUAAUUUUCAGUUUUAAUUUUUUCAGGGGCUGGCGCUGUACAAAGAAUCAACAAGAAAAUGAGUUCGAGUUUGGAUGGAAAGUUGAAAAAAACGUGGAAUAAAUAUGUGGAUCAGGUAGACUUCCUCAAAAAAAGGGAGAGUUUAAAAAAACGAAAAAAAUAUUAUUUUUUUGAAAAAAAUUUUUGGCUCUUGUAUAUCUUAAUUUUUAUUAUUUUUCUAAAAACUCUGCAAUUUUUAGUACCGGUUUUUCAAUAAGUUUGGGGAAAUCUUCAUCAUUUUUCAAAAGUUUUUAAAUGAGGUUCUCGGAAUAAAAAAAUAGACUGGAAAUCUUUUUGAAGAUAUUCAAAAUGAUUUUUUUAUGAGUUUAUACAUUUUUUUGACAUUUUUCUUGCGAUUCAAAACCAAAAAGCUCAGAGUUGAAUGAAUCUUUUGAUAGGAAAUUUUUUUAUUCAUUUCGAGGCAGGUACAUAAAUUUUUAAUAAAUUUAAAAAAAUACUUUCUUAGAAUUUUCUCUUGAUAUUUAAGCAACAAAUUGAGUUUUUUUAAAAGAAAAAGAAAAAUGGAAAUUAAUCUUUUAGUUGACGAAAAAAAUGAAAGCGACUCCCAAGCGGACUUUAUCCUUGGCAAGGACGAUUCGAUCUCCAGAAAAUCUUGGUCUACAAGGGAUUUGUACGUUUUCUUUUCAAGUUUUUGGUGCUUUUAGAUUUUUUUUUUUUUGAGACUUCACGGGAUUUUUAGUCUUACGAACUUUUUUUCUCUGCUUUUUUCUCGGAAUUUUCUUGAUUUUAGUCGAACUGUCAAACUGGUCAGAAGUACGAAAAUAUCUCGGAUCCCAGUUUUUAUAUUCAUUUUUUGUUGCUGAGAACUCACGUUCAACUUUUUAUUUCAUUCCAGAAACAACUUUCAGCUUUUAUCUCCCUUCUCAAAACCUGGAUUGGUACGCGGAACUCAUCGAAAUAUUCCACAGCGAACGAUUUUUUCAACAAUUUGCGUUGGAGCGCUUCGUGAGAACUGUCGAGUAUGAAAGGUACGGCGAAAAAGUUCAAAUUUGGAACUUUUCGGUUUUUGAGCUGAGAAUAGGUGAAAUUUCACAGGCUUUUUAGGAUUUUCUGUUGUGAUUUUUGAAGGAAUUUAUAGUUUUCAGUACUGGAAAUAGCAGAAAAAAAAAAAAACGUUUUUGAAAAAAGGUUUCUUUGAGCUUUUCUUUGGAAAAACUAGUUGCAAAAAAUAGGAUAUAUAGUCAGUUUUCGUAUUGGUUGAAAAUAAUAGGUUUUUUUAUGAUAAAAAUCUCAAAAAAAGAAUAAAUAGAGGAAAAAAAAUUUCGAAAAUUUUUAUGUUGAACAAUGCUAUUCUUUCCAGAAAACCUAUCGAAAUUACCUGGACCAAUGGAAAAUCUUGGGAAAACUACAAUGAAUCGACUAUUGGAUACUUUCCUCUGAACUUCGAGCAGCUUCAAGAUGAGAAUUCCAGGAAAGAGUGA